AUGGGUUCCAAACUAAAGUUCAUCGCCAAGUCUGAGUUGACGCUCGAAGCACGCCGAGAGCACCGGAUUAACGCCAACUCGUUCCAGCAAGAUGCGCUGACGACCUUCAACGGUUGGCAGUACGCCUGUUUCUAUACGCAUAAGGACGCAACCGGCAAUGCUCUCUUCGUCAGCCUUGCGCGACGCCCCAUCAUAGAAUCUCUGGGCAGCUGGGAGACGUUGACGUUUGAUGACUAUGAGCAGACGGCGGACGAUGGGCACAACACCAUCUCCAUAGGCGUCUGUGCUGGAGACGGUUCGAUCCAUGUCUCGUUCGACCAUCACUGUGACCCUCAUCUCAUCUCGUGGAGCCUCAUUGACAGAUGCGCGCGACGCAGUCUGCAUUACCGCAUGUCGAUACAAGGCGUAGCGACGAACCCAGCAGCGCACAAGUGGAAGCCGUCAUUAUUCAGCCCGACUCAUAAUCAACUCCCAGGAUACACUCGCACUGGUCAGCUAGGGAUUGAGAAGCUUUUCUUGGAGACAACGUAUCCUCGCUUCAUUCCGAUCGAAGAUGAUCUUCUCUUGAGCUACCGGAUUGGCAUAGCUGGAGCAGGAUCCGAUCACCUUUUCAAAUACAGCAGCAAGACCCAGUCAUAUUCCUAUAUCGGACAGUUUCUCACGGGCAUCAAGAAUAACCCAUACAUCAACGGCAUCUCAUAUGCCAACGGGCGCAUCCAUGUGUCUGGGACGUACCGCGGGUUUGUCUGGUACGAAGGUGUCGACGACCCGGAAGCGAGGCUGCACACGGUCCAGGCCGGCCCGAACGGCCCAGAAAACAAUUAUAAUUUGUUCUACGUAAGCAGCGACGAUGGUGGAAAGACAUUCAACAAUACCAAAGGUGAACGGCUCGCCAACCUUGAGCUCGGUGAGACAGUCUUUCCCGAUUGCGACGGACUGAUCGUGUUCGACAUCCCCAUGAACAGCGGUGUCCUGAACCAAGAGGCCCAAGCAGCCGACGACAACGGCGGGUUCCACGUUUUGAACCGCGAAAACGAAGUCUGGAUCCACUACUACCGGAGCCCGCUGGGAAGUUGGAGCCGUAACGCGCUGCCCAACCUCCGACCGACGCGGACAGGAGCGCGCGGGGACGUUAUCGCUGUGCCGGGAAAGAAUACGAUUGUGUUUGCGCUGCCGGGCAAUCGAGACGACAAACUCACCGUCCUUGGCGCUCGGCUGCCUCAGGAGGACGUUACGACCGAAGAAACCGAGCUGGAGUAUGCCACAAUUUGGGAAGGUGACGGGUUCUCUGGCGAGCCGCAGGCUGAGACGUAUGAAUCGGGUUCGCAGCGGCUGGUUUCAAUCUUCACACGGACCGAAGAAAAGGAAAGAAAGGUGGUGGUUUUGGACUUUGCUUUGAACGAGGAUCUCUGA
This is a messenger RNA of Colletotrichum spaethianum, 1413 nucleotides long. RefSeq lists its product as uncharacterized. Lineage: Eukaryota; Fungi; Ascomycota; Sordariomycetes; Glomerellales; Glomerellaceae. The transcript is spliced from 4 exons. The record is from RefSeq and is a predicted model, not a curated record. Bases 1 to 1413 code for a protein of 470 amino acids.